Molecule: messenger RNA, 1157 nt
Organism: Actinia tenebrosa (Australian red waratah sea anemone)
Lineage: Eukaryota; Metazoa; Cnidaria; Anthozoa; Actiniaria; Actiniidae
Product: carbohydrate sulfotransferase 3-like
Biological process (GO): N-acetylglucosamine metabolic process; sulfur compound metabolic process
Molecular function (GO): N-acetylglucosamine 6-O-sulfotransferase activity
Source: RefSeq, a predicted model, not a curated record
AAUCGUGACAUUCAAUCAAAAAGCGAUUUAUUUAUUUCUAUGUGUGGUUUGACAAUAUGAUAAGGCAAUGCCUUGUAAUACCUGCAGCUAUGUUAGCAAUGUUAAUAACGGCAAGGUUUUUUUACCAUUCGAUGAAAACGUCCACAAAGGUCUUGUUAAAGUCCAAUGGCCCUAGGGGCAACCUGAACGAACCUCAAAACUGUGAUGAAAAGGAAUAUGACGCUCGAGAAAUGCGCCUUCGCAUCGACUUGGUGAAGAAAUACACGAAAGAACGAUCUUUCUUUCGUGAAGCGGUCGUUAUUUUUGGAACACCCGAUGGAUCUUCGGAAGUCUUCGGGAGUAUCAUCAGCAGUGAUGCUAAGGUUUUCUAUUUGCCGAAAGUUUUGAACAAGCUCUCUUACUACAUGAAACAUGAACCUACAAUAGGGUUUCCACUGGCAACAGCUUUGAUUGAAGAGGUCUUGAAGUGUAACUUUGAAGAAAAAGAGUUUUUGCUUCAUCAUUUGAUGCAAGACAAGACACGUAAUCUUUCUCGAACACUUCUUGGAGCACCAGAGUGCGUUGCUAAGGAACGGUAUGGAGCCACCUUAACUGCUAAUAAUCGAUGCACCAAAGCAUUUUCUGAUUGGCUGGCUACAGAGUGUGACCAGAGUGAUCAACUACUUAUCCAGACAGAUCAACUCAAAUCUAUUUUAUCGCUUCAAGUGCUUAUGACCGUGCCAAAAUUGAGGUCGCUUUCAAUCAGGGUAGUCCACGUCGUGCGAGAUCCUAGGGCUGUUAUUCAUGACAUCUCAAAGUCGGUUACUAAGGAACUUUCAGGGGAAGAGCUUGGGCUUACAUCCUAUAGGAUCUGUGCACAAAUGAUGUUGAACGUUAAAACUGGUGAGAACCCUCCAAAUUGGCUAGAAGGUCGCUACCUUCUCGUCAAAAUAGAGGAUUUUUUAAAUAAUCCCAAACGAGAACUUGCAAAGCUAAAUGAAUUCCUCAAGAGAAGAAACAAUUCAUUUGGUAAUUUAGAGUCUUUGUUUCGCGUCCAAAAGGCUCAAAAGUGGAGGUCGGAAAUGUCUCCAGAGAGCGUACGACUGGUGGAAGAAAAAUGCGGGAAGGUCCUGGCGCUUUUGCGUUAUAAAAAGGUCGCGUGAUUAUGUCUGCUGUAU